UGCGGCGGGCAGGGCGGGGCCGCGGGGCGGAGGCUCCGGGAGGGACCCGCCCCCUCCCCAGCCUACAAGUCGGCGCGCAGGAAGCGCCUCCACAUCCGUGCCUGCGCUGCGGUCCGCUCCCCGCACCCCGCGCCGCCGUAGCCUCAUUGAACCAUGGCGACAACUCCUGCAGCUGCCUUUGAGGCCCUCAUGGAUGGAGUGACAAGCUGGGAGGUACCCAAAGACCCUGUCCCCAGUGAACUCCUUCUCACUGGAGAGGCCGCCUUCCCGGUGAUGGUGAACGACAAAGGCCAGGUCCUCAUCGCGGCCUCCUUCUAUGGCCGAGGCCGCCUGGUGGUGGUGUCCCACGAGGGCUAUCUGCUGGAUGCCGGCCUGGCCCCGUUUCUUCUCAAUGCGGUGCGCUGGCUUUCGCCCUCUGCUGGGGCGCCUGUUGGUGUGCACCCGUCCCUGGCACCCCUGGCAGACAUCCUGGAGGGCUCCGGGGUGGAGGCACAGGUUCACCCAGAACCAGCAGAACCCCUGGAGGUUUACUGCAUCAGUGCCUACAAUGACACCAUGGCUGCAGAGCUGAUCCAGUUUGUGAAACGUGGCGGGGGCUUGCUCAUCGGGGGCCAGGCCUGGUUCUGGGCCAGUCAGCACGGUAGUGACAAGGUGCUGUCCAGGUUCCCAGGGAACCAGGUGACCAGUGUGGCCGGAGUGUACUUCACUGACACCUAUGGGGACAAAGACUGCUUCAAGGUCUCCAAGAAGGUGCCCAAGAUCCCUCUCCUAGUCAGGUGUGGGGAGGACCUCAGACAGGAUCAGCAGCAGCUCCUGGAAGGGAUCUCGGAGCUCGACAUCGGGACCAAGGGACUCCCCUCGCAGCUGCUGGUGCACGGGGCCCUGGCCUUCCCCCUGGGCUUGGAUGCCUCUCUGCACUGCUUCCUGGCAGCUGCCCGCUAUGGCCAGGGCCGGGUGGUCCUGGCUGCCCAUGAGGGCAUACUCUCUGCUCCCAGUAUGGGAACCUUUUUACUCAAUGCUGUGCGCUGGCUGGCCAAAGGCCAGACGGGCAAAGUUGGGGUGAAUACCAGUCUAGAAAAACUGCACGCCCUGCUGUCAGAGCACGCACUGGAGUGCAGUCUUGAGCCCCAUCUGACGAGUGACGUGUGCGUCUACUGCUGUACCGCUUACAGCGACAGGGAGGCUAAGCAGCUGCAGGAGUUUGUGGCCGAGGGUGGGGGCUUGCUGAUCGGGGGCCAUGCCUGGUGGUGGGCCUCCCAGAACCCCAGCCGCUCCGCGUUGGCUGAUUUCCCCGGUAACGUCAUACUCAACAGCUUUGGCCUCAGCAUCCUAGCUUGGACCAUGGACCCGGGCUGUUUCCCAGUCCCUUCCGCCGACAGCCUGAACUACCACUUCCGCAGGGCGCUGUCUGAAUUCCAGGCUACCUUGAACCUCAAGGGUGGCAACUUGGAGAAGAACUGGCUGGCGAAACUGAAAGUGGAUGGAGCCGGCUUCUUCCAGAUUCCCGCGGAGGAGGUCCCUGCCUAUGCCUCCCUGCACCGGCUCCUGAGGGGGUGGCUGCGUUGUUCAGGGUUCCCAGCUGUGAGCCGGGAGAACCCGGUGGCCGGCGACUCCUGUGAGGCGGUGGUGCUCUGCCUGGCCACGGAGCUGGCGCGCUCUGGCACUGACUGCUCCAAGCUGGCACAGGCGCUUGGAGCCUGGUCCUGCGGCUCCGACCUGUACCUAUCAGAACACGCAGUGGAGAUCGAUGCACGCAACCCAGGCGGCGGUGAUGCCUGGGUGAGUAUGGGGCUGCACCUCCCAAGUGGACAGUUUACAGAAGUCUCCGUGUGUGAAGCCACAGCUUGCGCCGGCCUGAAGUUACAGAUUGGCUGCCACACCGACAACUUGAUGAGUGCCAGCAAGCUGUGUCGAGCCCCUGUGGUGACUCACCAGUGCUAUAUGGACAGGACCAAGCAGUCGGUCUCCAGCCUCUGGGGCGGCCUUCUCUAUGUCAUCGUGCCCACGGGCUGUAACCUGGGGCCCGUGUCCGUCACCAUCAAGAGGGCUGUGCCUGCCCCGUAUUACAAGCUGGGUGAGACAUCCCUGGAGGCGUGGAGGAGCUGUGUUCAGGAGAGCCCGGCUCCCUGGGGAGAGCUGGCGACAGACAACAUCAUCUUGACGGUGCCGACUGCAGACCUCCGGGCCCUGGAGGACCCAGAGCCCUUGCUCCGCCUCUGGGACAAGAUGAUGGAGGCUAUAGCCAGGCUGGCGGCCCAGCCCUUCCCUUUCCGCCGUCCAGAGAGGAUUGUUGCUGAUGUGCAGAUCUCAGCCGGCUGGAUGCACUCGGGCUACCCCAUCAUGUGCCACCUGGAGUCCGUGCCGGAGCUCAUCAAUGAGAUGGCCAUGAGAAGCCAAGGGCUCUGGGGCCCCGUGCACGAGCUGGGGCACAACCAGCAGCGGAAGGAGUGGGAGUUCCCCCCGCACACCACCGAGGCCACCUGCAACCUGUGGUCGGUCUAUGUGCACGAGACGGUCCUGGGCAUCCCCAGGGCUCAGGCCCACCCAGCUCUGAGCCCUACAAAACGGGAGAAUAGGAUCAAAACACACCUGGAAAAUGGAGCCCCUCUGCGCAGCUGGGAAGUGUGGACAGCUCUGGAAACAUAUCUGCAGCUCCAGGAGGCCUUUGGGUGGGAGCCAUUCACCCAGCUCUUUGCUGAGUACCAGACCCUCUCUGACAUCCCCAGUGACAACCCUGGCAAGAUGAACCUGUGGGUGAGGAAGUUCUCUGAGAAGGUGCAGAAGAAUCUGGCUCCGUUCUUCAAGGCCUGGGGUUGGCCUGUCGAGAAGGAGGUGGCUUCCAGCCUGGCCUGUCUGCCUGAGUGGGAAGGAAACCCCAUGAGGGCGUACCUCUAGACUGAGAUGUAAACAGCGGGCACCCAGCAGUGUGUGUUUGGAACGGGGGUGACCACGAAGGGCGGGGGUGAUCACUCGCCCACUCCACCUCCCUGUGUUUCUUGCCUAGUGUGCCCUGAGCCUGAAUCCUCCUUUGCUGCCUGUGCUCGGGAAGUCCUUUAAGGUGCUAAGACAAAACAAAACCAGCUUUCUCAGGAAAACACCGCUGUGCUUCUUCUCUGCCGCUACGCUCGCUGCCACUCAGAGACUUGCUUCACCAUCCUCGCCCUCCUGCAGAGGAUGUUUCCUUGAGUUUCCGCAAGCUCUUGGCUUCUAUUUAUGACCAAUAAUUUUAAAGACUCUGGAUUGCAUUAUAAUCUGAUAUCACUCCCUCACCCCAGCUGGCCCUGAAGAAACCUCUUAUCUCCAGCUCUCAGAAGCUUUCUGGUUGUAAGAGAGACAGGCUGCUCUGAUGGAGAUGGCUGUGAACCAGCUUUGGUUCUAUGGAAAGUCACUCAACAAUCUGUGCGUGUGGAUUCUUAUUCGCGACAUGGGGAUAAAAAUCUAUUGUUUGAUGAUGGUUAACUGCAGGAGUUGGUGAUGGACAGGGAGGCCUGGCGUGCUGCAGUUCAUGGGGUCACGAAGAGUCGGACACGACUGAGUGGCUGAACUGAACUGACUGAACAUGUUUGAACACCACCUGUGUGUACAUAAGGCAGCUCUUCAGCUAUCACCAGGCCUGACAGUGACCUGUCUGCCCAGUUUGAAGUGGACAGCCUGCAAACUGAAUCUCCCUUCAGAGUCUACCUCACUGAGAUUUGCAUUCCGUCCUUGAGUGAGAGUAUUUAGUGAACAAGAGUGCUGUGCCCAGACGUGGUAUCAGUGAUAGUCUUCAAGAUCCUAGCCCAUCCUAUGUGUCCUUUCUCCUGCCUCUGGAAGGAUGCUGGGGUGUGACUUCAUCCCAGGAAUGGUGUAAACUCAAAUGAGAUGGUGUGAACUCAAGCUGGAGGUUACAACACUAUUGGGGUUUGGUUUUCUUGGUUAGUUUCAUCUUCGAGUCCUUUUGCUCCAGCCAAAGGUAAAAAAUCAGCCCUACCAAGUCCAUCAGCCUGUUGGUUCUUGGCACAGAACAGGCAGCUGGGUCCUCUGGUCACCAUGGAAUCAAGGCAGAAUCCUCAGCAGCAGUGCUGAGAGGGUCCAGUGGAACAGGAUCCUGAGUGUGCAGACCGAGUUAACCACACUCACUGACCGCCCCGCAGGCCAGCAUCCCCCGAACCUUCUCAUCAUCUCAUUCCAGUCCCUCCCGGCUCUCUGGCUGGGUGGAGUUCCAGUUAGAGAUCUACCUCCAGGAUUAGCGGCAUGGACACUGAGCCAUUUUCCUCAAGCUUGGUUUUUAAACCAUAGUUUUGUUCUCGGUAUCACUCCCUGAGUUUUGUUGAGGACACAGUGGCCCCUCAGGCAAACAGACCUGGGGAAUGUCUUUCUCUGAAGCCCCUCAGCACAUCCUUCUCCCAAUUUGAGGAUAAUUUCCUUUUGUUUCACUCAAAUUUCGUCAGGUGCAUUUCUGAUAGAAAAAAAGCUCAAUAAAUAUUUGUUCUAUUAUACAGACUGAAGUCAGAAAGAGAAUAAAACCAAUAUUGUAUACUAACACAUAUUUGUGGGAUCUAGAAAAUUGUAUUAGUGAACUUAUUGCAGGGAGGCAAUGUAGACACAGACUAGAGAAUGGAUUUGUGGGCACAGUGGGGGAAGGAAGGAGGCAAACGAAUGGAGAAAGUAGCACCCACAUAUGUACACUAUCAAGUGUAAAAUAGAUAGCUGGGGAGAAGUUCCUAUAGAACGCAAGGAGCUGAGUUCAGCGCCCUGUGAUGACCUAGAGGGGCAGGAUGGAGGGAGACGGGGGAGGUGAUGCAUGCAUAAUUAUGGCUGAUUUGCAUUGUUGUAUGGCCGAAACCAGCACAACCCUAUAAAGCAAUUUUCCUCCAAUUAAAAAAUGAAAUGGGAGAAUAAAUCAAUAAAUAUUUGUUCAUUGAUGGAACAGUAACGGCAUCUAAUACAUAAUGAAUAGUCUUUAUGCCCCAGGCUUGGUGAGAGGCAUUUCCUAUGAGUUAUCUUGUAUAAUCUUCACCACAGACCUCUUUAGGUUGGUAAUAUCAUUACCCCACUUCAUAGACAAGAAAGGGAACAGUUAGGGAUGUUAAAUAACUUCUGAAGUCACAAAGCCAGUAAGAGGAAGGGUCAGGGCUUGACUGAAGCCCAUAGCAAUGACAAACUCGUGGAGCUUUUUUCCAUGGAUAAUUUUCCAUUUAGAAGAAAGUUCACCUAGAAAAAUGGAAGUUCAACAAGGUUUGGACUUAUCCAUGCACUUAUCCAUGAAUUUUUAUUAAAUAUCAAAUUUAGCCUCCAAAAAUGUGUCGCUACCUAAUCUUCCAGUUGUCCCAGAAUGUGCUUAGCCUCCCUAUAGAGCGAGAGAAAGGAUUUGAACCCAGGCAAUUCAACUCCAGAAUGGGUGUUCUUAGCCGUGACGUUAAGGAUGAGUAAAGGAGUGGAUAAAGCUGGGUUGAAGAGGCUGCCAUAGAGACAAAGACAAAACCUGAAUUUUCUCCAGCUUCUCUGGAGUGGAAUCUAGCACCCUUCUCCUUCCUACAGGAAGACUGUGUCUCUGCCGCUGUUUGUAAGUUCAGAAUUCGUUGUGUGUAACUGCGACACUCCGAGUAUUCUGUAUUCCAGAGCACACUUGCUCUCAAGGAUGUCAAUGCAGUUCUGGUGAAUUGCUGAUAAAUGCCACUUGCUGGGAACUGUUCUAAGUACUUUUUGUUUGUGUAUGCUCACAACAGUCCAACAGAAUAAGCACCAUGGCUGUCUCCAUUUUUCAGGGAAGGAAGCAGAGAUACAGAAACCACACUUCCCCCCUGAAAGUUGCACUCAGGACCCAUGUUUUUAGCAAGCAUACUGAACGAUAUUACUGGGUCUGCCACAACCUGCAGUUCUGCUUGCAUGGAACUGUGUGUAUGGCUACUGAAUCACCACAUGACCAGAUGAAAACUACCAAAACUCCCUGUUUGCUGGGCAGGAAUUAAACUCAGACAAUAGAGA
Messenger RNA from Cervus elaphus (red deer), 5967 nucleotides. It is a transcript of the gene TCAF2, whose product is annotated as TRPM8 channel associated factor 2. The record is from RefSeq and is a predicted model, not a curated record. Lineage: Eukaryota; Metazoa; Chordata; Mammalia; Artiodactyla; Cervidae. Gene Ontology annotation, biological process: negative regulation of anion channel activity. Bases 154 to 2895 code for a protein of 913 amino acids. The transcript is spliced from 8 exons.